Molecule: messenger RNA, 3590 nt
Organism: Rhipicephalus sanguineus (brown dog tick)
Lineage: Eukaryota; Metazoa; Arthropoda; Arachnida; Ixodida; Ixodidae
Gene: Pcmt
Product: protein-L-isoaspartate(D-aspartate) O-methyltransferase
Exons: 9
Coding region: 264-1019 (251 amino acids)
Biological process (GO): protein modification process
Cellular component (GO): cytoplasm
Molecular function (GO): protein-L-isoaspartate (D-aspartate) O-methyltransferase activity
Source: RefSeq, a predicted model, not a curated record
ACGGUUAUUGCGCAGUUUUUCUCGUAAUAUUUCGGGGUGUCGUUGUGGCGUUUUUAUGCUGCGUUUUUUAACUCGCCGAAGGGCGAUCUAAAGGACGGGGGCCCGCCUCUCGCGAUCCCAAAUAUGCCCUAGCGAAAACGCGCAUGUCGGUGUGUUGCGCGUUCCAUGGCGUAAGCAUCUGCGUUUUUGAAGGAACGUGAGGCGCGCUUUGCGCUUUUUCGUCGUAAGAAGCCGCGCAACAAGGUGGAAACUGUCGGCAGUAGAUGCUGUUCAGAGCUGUCUGUGGAGCUUUCCUAACGUGUUGCUUUGCUACGUUUGUCAUGGCUUGGAGGUCGCACGGCAAAAACAACCUCGAUUUGGUGCGCAACUUGAAGCGCAAUGGAAUCAUCAGGACCCAGAGGGUUGAAGACGUGAUGAGUAGCGUUGACAGAGGAAAUUACUGCCCGCACAACCCCUACAUGGAUUCACCGCAGGGGAUCGGAUACGCCGUCACAAUCAGUGCACCGCACAUGCAUGCCCAAGCCCUGGAGUCACUCAAGGACCACCUCAAGGAAGGGGCUAGGGCUCUGGACGUCGGCUCGGGGAGCGGCUACCUCACAGCUUGCAUGGGGCUCAUGGUUGGCGAGACUGGCUUGGCCGUGGGCAUCGACCACAUCCCAGAACUGGUCAACGAGUCCAUUGCCAACAUUGAACGCGACCAGCCACAGCUGCUUAAAUCUAAGCGGGUCAAGAUGAUCGUGGGUGACGGUCGUGAAGGAUAUCCCGAGCACGCUCCAUACGAUGCAAUCCACGUGGGAGCGGCGGCCCCAGAUAUGCCAAAGAAGCUGGUGGAACAGCUGAAGCCCGGUGGACGCCUGAUCUGUCCCGUUGGACCGGCUGGUGCGAGCCAGACGCUGGAGCAGGUGGACAAACUGGAGGACGGCACCGUGCGGCGCACCUCCCUCAUGGGCGUCGUCUACGUGCCGCUGACAGACAAGGAGUCUCAGUGGCCCGGAAGGGUUGUCUGCACCACGCUGUAAGAGAUGAAUUCCCGGUGGCUCACCUCUAGCAGUGGCCGCCGUGAUGAAUUAUAAGAGGAAGGCAGCAGCGCGCGGCAAGUGUGAAGAGUCGUCGUCUCGCCAAGCAGAGGCCGACAAGACCUAGUCCUCGUUUCUCCUCCUAAGCGACAACCCAGACGAGCACAAUGCGGGGACGCGUUUUCACUCCAGGUUGCGGAAGAUGGCAGUCUCUCGCGGUUGACACCUCCCCCCCCCCACUUUUAUUUUUAAUCUUUUCUCGUCCCAGAAAUGUGCCGACUGUUGCGAACAUAUUUAUGGACUCUACGCCUCCACGCCAGCUUGAUGUUGCAAAGCUGAACUGGCAGUUCCCCACAAACUUCUGGGUCGUGCGACUUGUGUGACUGGGUGAUUUGUGUGGGUGUGGUGGGUGUGUUGAAUAUGCGAAAGGGGCCGGGGCCGUUGGUUUCGUUCCUGUGCCUCCUCCGAAAGUGUUGCAUCUGAAAUGAGCUUUGGCCAUGCUCUAUACCUGCUGCGGUGUGUGUUCUACACUCACCCCUUUCCCCCCUUUUUUUUUUCUUUCUUUUGCACAGUGUGAGGUGUUCACCAGGCCUAUCCUUGGAGCAGCGCAACAUGUAGUGUUUCAGGGGGUACACUGCUCUUUAAUUUUUUUUUAAAAGCUUCUUGAUUGAUUUUGAUGAAACUUCCCGAGUUCUAUGUGUAUUUACGUGCUGAUUUAAAAUAUGCAGUUAUUUUUCCAGUGCAAUAUGUGUUUUUUUUUAAAUGUCUAACGUUUCAUGUGCCUUGGAGCAGCACCUUUUUUUCUAAACUGAGAGAGUUAAAAAGUAAAUCAACAUAUCACAAUAAUUUGGCUUUAGAACUGUAUGCAGUAAAACAAGGAUGGGUGUUCUAAACCCAUUUAAACAAAUGCUAUGAUGGUAUGCUGAAUUUCAUGAGCGAUAUCCAAUCGACUGACUCGCGAUUGUUCAGCAUACCAUAACAUCUGCUUAAGUGGCUUUAGAAUAUGCAUUCUUGUUUUAAUGCAUACAGUUUUCAUGCCAGAUUAUUGUGAUAUGCUGAUUUGCUUUGUAACUAUCUAUGUUUAGGAAAAAUCUUGCUCCUAACAAAGCAGAUGAAAUGUUUGAUGUUAUGAAAACUGCGCAUUCUACUAGAAAAAUAAUUGCAUAUUUGAAAUCGGCUCACGAAUUUACAGAAACUCUGCAAGUUUCAUUAAAAUCAAUCAAGAAUUUUAGAAACAGCUUUAUGGUGCAGUGUCUCCACUUAAAUAACCUCAUCCUGAAGGUUCCUCACAGCUUUCCAUGAAUGUAGAGUUCACUGGGUCUCUGAUUUGCCAUCCAGAACUGUGCACAAUUGCCCGAAGUGCUUCAUUGUGCCAGUGAGACUUGGUACAUGCAGUGGCUCUGGUAAACGCAGUCUGGGUGACAGACCAGAGACCCGUGGACUCCCAGUGUUUUUGAUCCACUGGAACGACUGGGUCAGUUCUGAUGGUUGUACUCAUGUUAUUGGGUGGGUGCUGAUGCGGAAUGGGAGAGUGGUUCCCGGUGAUUCCAAGUGGGCAGGAAAAUGUUAAUGCUGUCAUGGCUGUGGUUCCUUGUGAUCUGAUACUCUCUACUAUGUUCAAUGUGCUUAAAAAACAGCAUACGUUUUUUCCCUUAUUAGUGCUGUCAAGGAUCAAGAUUUGUUUACGUUUACUGAAGAAGUUAUUUUUGUCCUCUAGAAUAUAUAUAGGCUUCGGUUGCAAAGGUAUGGUCAGUUUGGUCUCUUUGUACAGCCACCCAUUUUUUUUAAUGCGAACGCGCGAGCAGCAAAAUGAACGAGAAUUGAUGAGCAGUCCUGUGCAGCUGUCUGACUCCACCCCCGCUUCUUUUGAGGACCGUUAUCGUCAUCCUUUUUUCUUUUCAGAAUGCUGUCAUAAAGUUAUAAAGAAAAGGUCAAGUGGUCGCGCUUGAGAUGGAUGGGAUGUGAUAAACACUCACUGAUUAUACGUGUGUAUCAGCGUUUUUUUUUUUUCUUUUUCCUGUGGUUUACGCAGCACCUUUCAGAGGCAGAAAAUAUAUCUGCCACUGCAAGCCAAAAACAAGACAAAAAAGCAAGUACGAAAAAGCAAGUGGGGUUGGGUCCGUUUCACAUAACAGCCUGGCAGAUGAAAGCUGCACCAGACUGUUCACUGCGCGCAUGCACAUAUUCUUGUUCAUUUUGCCGCUGUGCUCCAUUAUACGGCGCUUAUCGACUUGGCAGUCGACGCUUGUGCGUUCAGGUUAAAAAAAUGGGCAGCUGUACUUCAUUGUAUAUAUACCACGCUUUUCUGUGUGUAAAAAAAAAACAAAUUGUAAGCUCUUCUGGCAUACCAAAUGUCUAAAAAUGGAAAUAGAUGGAGUUCUAGAAACUUGAUUAACUGUCCUUUUCAACCAAGUAAAUUUUGCUACGCAACUGUUUUUUUAAUCUAUUAAUGUUUGCUUAGAAAGCUUUCUAUCGUUAUCCCACUAACUUCGUGAAUGCCCACAAAGAGUGCACUGAAUGAAUUGAAUUGAGGUCAGGUUGCUUUGGUUCAAUAAACAAUUGGUGUUGCCCAUA